CUUGCCUUAACUAUCCCAGUUAAAAUCAGAUCAAAAUGUUUACCAAGCUACGCAAGUUUUAUUCUGCAAAUAAUGCAGUUAGGCCCGCAGAAGAGCCAUACUGCUCGAAGGACUUGGCGAGUUUGGAAAAGGACGCCAAUGUCAAGAAAAGAAGAGCCGAGAAUGUUCUCAACCGAAUGCAGCAGCUGCUUUUAUUUCUGGGAAUCAUAAUCUUUUGCCCCGUGAUGAUUUUCUGCGCCUUCAAGUUUUUUGUAAUGGAGCCGAUUUAUGGGAAGGGUGAUACCAACGUGGCAAUUGGAUCUUCAGUGGCCACAAUUAUUGUGAUGCACGUCAUAAUAACAGCGUAUAUUCUGCGCCUCAUUUUCGUGCAGGAGUUUUCCCGAAUGGAAAAACUGGAGGUGUGGGCCGAGUGGGAAAUCCUAGUUCCACCGCCCACCCAAAUGCACGGACCCGUGUUUAUUGUCCUGCUGCUGAUGUUCUACUGCUUCUUGAUCAUUGGAUUCCCCAUAGCCACCUUUUUUGCCCUCAAGUUUGUGGUUCUGAAGAGUUUCGCGCACAUCGAUGCCGACAUUAUCUCCGCCAUUUGUACAGUAGUUGCCGUGCAUGCAGGAGUUGGCUUCUAUAUUUACCGGGCCAUUUAUACAAAGAGCGCCACCGCUAAAAACAAUCGGGAAAGCGGAAAGGUGUUCUUGUAAUUUGCCUAACUAAAUAAUAUCUAUAAAUGUAAUUGCAUUUGCAUAAUGAAUAAAAUAUUAUGCUUUUUAUAUUAUAA
Molecule: messenger RNA, 772 nt
Organism: Drosophila ficusphila
Lineage: Eukaryota; Metazoa; Arthropoda; Insecta; Diptera; Drosophilidae
Exons: 2
Coding region: 36-695 (219 amino acids)
Biological process (GO): vacuolar proton-transporting V-type ATPase complex assembly
Cellular component (GO): endoplasmic reticulum membrane
Source: RefSeq, a predicted model, not a curated record